AUGCUCCCCUUCAAACAAUACCACCCCUGUGUCAAGGCGAAAAAGCAUCUAAUUGAUCUCCGCUCCAUUGUUAAAAUCAGAAUCGGUGAUGCACUUGAUAUGUUUAUGGCCCUGAUGGUGGUAAACACCUGUAACAAAAUAGAAGGCGGUCUCCCUGCGCGCCUUCGAAUGUGGAUGCUCUUCAAUAUCGUUAUCGAUUUCUUCAUCGGCUUGAUUCCUUUCAUCGGCGACCUUGCAGAUGCUGUCUAUAAAUGCAAUACCCGGAACGCCGUCCUCCUGGAAAAUCUGCUGAAAGAGCGCGGGGAGGAAAACCUUAAGCGUACAGGUUUACCACUGCACGAGUCUGCGCGUAUUGAUACCAGUCACGACACACGACCAACGACUAAAUAUUCAGGACUUAAGUCUUGUCCGCCAAGAAACGACUCACCUUCUCGACCACAACCAGCACGAACUCACAUGGGCGGGCCGUCAUCGAGAAAUCCUGCUCAAUCUGCAGAGCGCAAGAGGGAGCCAGAUAUCGAAAUGGGGAGGAUGUAA
This is a messenger RNA of Histoplasma mississippiense, 537 nucleotides long. RefSeq lists its product with no specific name. The record is from RefSeq and is a predicted model, not a curated record. Bases 1 to 537 code for a protein of 178 amino acids. The transcript has a single exon. NCBI's taxonomy places the organism in Eukaryota, Fungi, Ascomycota, Eurotiomycetes, Onygenales, Ajellomycetaceae.